UCUCUCUGUUGCGUCUUCAUUUGAUUCUUUACCUGACAUUCAACACACAACUGCCAUUCUUCUGAGAACCCUUUACAAUUGUUUAUUUGGUGUUCCUUUCUUGGUCGCUUCAUUGGGUGUAUAUAAGGAAUUCCAUCAAUUUUCCCAAGCUUUUCUUCCUUGGCACUUUGGGUUUUCCUUGUAUGCGAAACCCUUGUUUGUGAGCUUGGGAUAGAUAACUAGGAAAGUUCUGCAGCUUCUGGCAAUUGACGGAAUUUGUUUUUAAUUGACUCUAUGAUCGGGAAAAUUACCUGCAUUUGCAUGUCCAUUUUGAGCAUAGCAAUUUGAACUUCUGGUUCUCCUGUCAAUCGCCUCAGGACUGGCCGUGAUGGUGGAAUCCGAGGAUCCCAAUCGUGGGGCUGAUGAAACUUCCCCUGACUUGCUGAAAAACACGCCUUCUAAUAUUGCGAGAUUGGAGGAUGUGAUCGAGCAUUCUAAAGCAAGGCAGAAGUAUCUUGCGCAGACCAGGAGCCCAUCUGAUGGGGGCGAUGUUAGGUGGUACUUUUGUAAGGUCCCAUUGGCGGAUAAUGUGUUGUCUGCCUCAGUCCCUUCCACGGAAAUAGUGGGAAAGAGUGAUUAUUUUCGUUUUGGCAUGAGAGAUUCUUUGGCAAUUGAAGCAUCUUUUUUGCAGAGAGAGGAAGAAUUGCUUUCAAGUUGGUGGAGAGAAUAUGCAGAAUGCAGUAUUGGUCCAAGAGAAAGACAAAGUACUGAUAGCAAAAUAGAUAAACAUGGUCAUGGAUCUUCUAAGGGGAGUACUUGGCCAUCAGAAUUAUAUGAGAUUGAGGAAGAGAGAGUUGGUGUUCCUGUAAAAGGGGGACUAUAUGAGGUAGAUUUAAUAAAACGACAUUGUUUCCCUGUGUAUUGGAAUGGAGAAAAUCGACGUGUUCUAAGAGGUCAUUGGUUUGCACGUAAAGGGGGUUUGGAUUGGCUCCCACUCCGUGAAGAUGUUGCUGAACAGUUAGAGGUUGCAUAUCGUAAUCAGGUUUGGCAUCGUAGGACGUUUCAGCCAUCAGGACUUUUUGCAGCUCGUGUCGAUUUGCAAGGAUCAACCCCUGGCCUGCAUGCUCUUUUCACUGGAGAGGAUGAUACGUGGGAGGCCUGGCUAAAUGUGGAUUCUUCUGGAUUUUCUAAUAUUGCUAGUUUCGCUGGUAAUGGGAUCAAGCUAAGACGUGGUUAUUCCCCAUCGAACUCACCAAAACCAACCCAGGAUGAGUUGCGUCAGCAGAAGGAGGAGGAGAUGGAUGAUUACUGUUCACAGGUCCCUGUUCAACACUUGGUAUUUAUGGUUCAUGGGAUUGGGCAAAGGUUGGAAAAGUCUAAUUUGGUGGAUGAUGUGGCCAAUUUUCGGCAUAUUACAGAAACUCUGGCAGAGCAGCACCUUACUUCACACCAACGUGGCACUCAAAGGGUCCUCUUUAUCCCAUGUCAGUGGAGAAAAGGAUUGAAGCUUAGUGGUGAAAGUGCCGUUGAGAAAAUAACCUUGGAUGGAGUACGGGGACUGCGAGUCAUGCUAAGCGCUACAGUUCAUGAUGUGUUAUAUUAUAUGAGCCCAAUCUACUGUCAAGACAUAAUUGACUCGGUAUCAACCCAACUAAAUCGGCUGUAUUUGAAGUUUCUCAAACGCAAUCCAGGAUAUGAGGGAAAGGUUUCAAUAUAUGCUCAUUCUCUGGGAAGUGUGCUUUCCUAUGAUAUUCUUUGCCAUCAAGAAAAUCUGUCCUCUCCGUGUCCAAUUGAUUCAAUGUAUAAGGAACAUUAUGAGCAUGAAAAUCCUCUUCUCACUGUGAAGGAUCAUCGUUCUGGGAGCUACUCAUCAAGUCUUCAGAAUGAUAUGAUGAGCAUAGCAAGUCUGUCUGAUGAAAAAAUGACUGCCAAUCAGACCCCUUUAGAAAUGGAGGCACAAUAUUCUGGGGACUCCUCGCUUUUAUGUCCUACUUUACCAAUUGUACACAAAUAUGCUAUGGAACAUGACACUCAGAAACCAGAGCAUGAGAGUGAUGUUCAUGAUUUCCUUGCUGAUUUGGGUAAUGCACCUCAUGAGAAAACUGAAGCAUUAUUGAAGACCGAGAAUAUGAAGGCCAGGAUUCCUGCUGAUGGUUUGGAGAGAUUGAAUGAAGAGGAACAUGAGAAUAUAAGCAACAAGGAUGAAGUAAUCAGAAUGCUCAGGGAAGAGGUUAAUUCAUUGAAAACCAAGCUUGUGGAACUUGAAUCACAUGGUAGCAGCCAGCAUUCAAAAGAAGACCUAGGUUCUGGGAAACACUCAUAUGAGAAGUUGCCUUCAGCAGAAGAUGCACCAAAGAGUUACACCCCUUAUAUCAAAUACACAAAGCUCCAAUUCAAGGUUGAUACAUUCUUUGCUGUUGGUUCCCCUCUUGGAGUGUUUCUUGCCCUUCGUAAUAUCCGUAUUGGCAUUGGAAGAGGCCAAGAAUAUUGGGGGGAGGAGAAUAUAAUUGAACAGAUGCCAGCAUGCCGCCAGAUGUUCAACAUUUUUCACCCCUAUGAUCCAGUGGCUUACAG
Neltuma alba is the source of this 2553-nucleotide messenger RNA. RefSeq names its product phospholipase SGR2. Gene Ontology annotation, cellular component: cytoplasm. The transcript is spliced from 15 exons. The record is from RefSeq and is a predicted model, not a curated record. The annotation marks the transcript as partial. Gene Ontology annotation, molecular function: metal ion binding; glycerophospholipase activity. Lineage: Eukaryota; Viridiplantae; Streptophyta; Magnoliopsida; Fabales; Fabaceae.